AAUUUAAAAGACAGGUAAUGCUUGCAAAUCUAUUUGCGGGCAUAGAUUGGCAGUUAUUUCAAAUUAAGGGUCAAAAAGCCUUUAGAGAGCUUGUUAACACUGCUUUUAAUGUUUGUGGUCAAGGCAAUUAGCAUGAGACCAGUGUCCAUAUAUAGCAAACCAAAUCAAACUUUUAGAGAGCACAAUGGGAAACAUGACAACAGAGGAUAUGGUAAGGUCUUGUCACUGAAAUGGCAAUGUGCUACUGUUAGAGAAUCUAACAUUUGCCUUUUUUUUCCAUCUACAGACAGCCUAGCUAAAGACAAUUCAAAUUAACUUUCUAUAACUAGCUUUUCAAUUACUUAAAUAUAAUAAAAAGAAAAUCUACAUAAUAACUGCAUAUCCUUCCAGAUGCAGCCACCACUGGAGAAUGAGUCCAGUGUCUUAGUAUUUACACUCUCUGGUCUGAAUGAAACAAUGGAAAACAGAUUUGUGUUUUUUUCUCUCACUGCACUGUUUUAUCCCCUUAUGGUGUUUUGUAAUGUAACUGUAAUUUUCACCAUCAUACUACAUAAGAAGCUUCAUGAGCCGAUGUAUGUGUUUAUAUGUAAUCUCUGCGUAAAUGGACUUUUUGGCACUUCUGGAUUCUAUCCUAAAUUCAUGUAUGAUUUAUUAGCACACGAUCAUGUGAUUUCUUAUGCUGGAUGUCUGAUUCAAAUAUUUGUCAUUUAUUCAUCUGCUUUGUGUGAGUUUUCAACAUUAACAGUGAUGGCAUAUGACAGAUAUGUGGCAAUAUGUAGACCACUUGAGUAUCAUUCAAUAAUGACCAAUCAGAGGGUUUUUAAUUGUAUCAUUUUCUGCUGGCUGGCUCCAUUUGUUUGCAUGUCUGUUUUAAUUAUUUUAAUAUCUAGACUCACCUUAUGUGGCGCUACCAUUGAAAAGUUAUUCUGUGAGAUUUGGGCAGUUGCAAAACUUUCUUGUUUUUCUACAACUGUAAAUAAUGUGUUUGGGUACAUUGUUAUUCUUACCUAUUUUGGACAUGCAGUAUUCAUAUUUUGCUCAUACAUUCACCUGAUUAGAAAGUGUAUAAAGUCAAUAGAGGGCAGGCACAAAUUCAUGCAAACAUGUGUGCCACAUCUGCUUUCAUUGAUCAAUGUGACUGUUGCUUUGCUGUUUGAUGUACUGUACAGUCGUUAUGGCUCAAAGAAAGUGCCUCAAGGUGUGCGUAAUUUCAUGGCUCUUGAAUUCUUACUUGUACCACCCAUUUUAAAUCCUCUCAUUUAUGGACUAAAUCUGACAACAGUACGCCAGCAAGUUAUGAGAAUGUUUUUCAAGAAACAAGUGGGAAUAUCAUAG
Molecule: messenger RNA, 1335 nt
Organism: Rhinichthys klamathensis goyatoka
Lineage: Eukaryota; Metazoa; Chordata; Actinopteri; Cypriniformes; Leuciscidae
Product: olfactory receptor 52L1-like
Exons: 1
Coding region: 391-1335 (314 amino acids)
Biological process (GO): G protein-coupled receptor signaling pathway
Cellular component (GO): membrane
Molecular function (GO): G protein-coupled receptor activity; olfactory receptor activity
Source: RefSeq, a predicted model, not a curated record